Messenger RNA from Paramacrobiotus metropolitanus, 601 nucleotides. RefSeq names its product whey acidic protein-like. The coding region runs from base 98 to 451 and encodes 117 amino acids. The record is from RefSeq and is a predicted model, not a curated record. Lineage: Eukaryota; Metazoa; Tardigrada; Eutardigrada; Parachela; Macrobiotidae. Gene Ontology annotation, cellular component: extracellular region. Gene Ontology annotation, molecular function: peptidase inhibitor activity. The transcript has 4 exons.
UCUGCUUUUACCUUUCACACUACACAUUUCGGACACUUCGUACAACUAGAUUUGCGCUGGAACCGGUUACUCUCGGUAUUCUACCCACGGCUUCAUCAUGAACUCCAUUGUAUGCGUCUGCCUCGUCCUGGCGGUGGCGUCCCUCAGCGCUGCCAUUGUCCUUCCCGAAGGAUUCCAGUUCCCCAACGUUUGCGAGGGAGUUCGAUGCCGUCAAGAGGGCUACCAGUGCGUCCAGCACAUGAACCCUAGCAUCUUCUGCACCGUCGGCACCCCGUGCCCUCGCAUCCCCAAAUGUGUCCGUGUCCCGAAAUCCGGCUUGUGCCCCCGCCUGGUCGAUAUGCCUAUGGGUACCUGCGCCCAGAUGUGCGGUGGGGAUCAUCAUUGCCUGGAUGACCAGAAGUGUUGCAGCAACGGCUGCGGUAUGCAGUGUGUGGAUCCUCUGUGGUUGUAGGCGGAACGAGACUCUGUUGUUGUUUUCUCUACUUUAAAAUAUGCUGAACAUCGCUUAUAUAUGUACGCAAAAGUGUUGAAGAGCUUUGUUGGUAUCGAAAAUAAUAUGUCGCCCACUUUGAAAAACAACGAAUAAACGCGAUACAUACUG